CGGUUCCAAGAUGGCGGCGGGAGUGGCCGGGUGGGGGGUUGAGGCGGACGAGUUCGAGGAUGCGCCUGAUGUGGAGCCGCUGGAGCCCACGCUCAGCAACAUCAUCGAGCAGCGCAGCCUCAAGUGGAUCUUUGUCGGGGGCAAGGGCGGCGUGGGCAAGACCACCUGCAGCUGCAGCUUAGCAGUCCAGCUCUCCAAGGGGCGGGAAAGUGUCCUCAUCAUCUCCACAGACCCAGCCCACAAUAUCUCAGAUGCUUUUGACCAGAAGUUCUCCAAGGUGCCUACCAAGGUCAAAGGCUAUGACAACCUCUUUGCCAUGGAGAUCGACCCCAGCCUGGGUGUGGCUGAGCUGCCCGACGAGUUCUUCGAGGAGGACAACAUGUUGAGCAUGGGCAAGAAAAUGAUGCAGGAGGCCAUGAGCGCCUUCCCGGGUAUCGACGAGGCCAUGAGCUAUGCCGAGGUCAUGAGGCUGGUGAAGGGCAUGAACUUCUCCGUGGUGGUAUUUGACACGGCACCCACGGGCCACACGCUCAGGCUGCUCAACUUCCCCACCAUCGUGGAACGAGGCCUGGGCCGACUCAUGCAGAUCAAAACGCAGAUCAGCCCCUUCAUCUCCCAGAUGUGCAACAUGCUAGGCCUAGGAGACAUGAACGCAGACCAGCUGGCCUCCAAACUAGAGGAGACGCUGCCCGUCAUCCGCUCUGUCAGUGAACAGUUCAAAGACCCUGAGCAGACGACCUUCAUCUGCGUGUGCAUCGCCGAGUUCCUGUCCCUAUACGAGACGGAGCGGCUGAUCCAGGAGUUAGCCAAGUGCAAGAUUGACACCCACAAUAUCAUUGUGAACCAGCUCGUCUUCCCUGACCCCGAGAAGCCCUGCAAGAUGUGUGAGGCCCGCCACAAGAUCCAAGCCAAAUACCUGGACCAGAUGGAGGACCUGUAUGAAGACUUCCAUAUCGUGAAGCUGCCAUUGCUACCGCACGAGGUGCGGGGGUCAGACAAGGUCAACACCUUCUCUGCCCUCCUCCUGGAGCCCUACAAACCCCCCAGCGCCCAGUAGCACCGCACCAGCCCUCGCUGCUGCCAUUCCACACCCACACUCCCCAAACGGGGCAGAGUUUGCACAAAGUCCCCCAUAGUACUGGGGAGACCCAUGGGGGGAAUAGGAGGCGGGGAGAGGGGGUCUGUUCCCCCUGGUGGGGCUGAGGGGCCUGCGGUCGCCCCCACCUCUCCCUGUCUCUCGCUCCUCAAUAAAAUAACCUUCGACAGC
This is a messenger RNA of Dipodomys ordii (Ord's kangaroo rat), 1267 nucleotides long. RefSeq names its product arsA arsenite transporter, ATP-binding, homolog 1 (bacterial) (gene Get3). Gene Ontology annotation, cellular component: GET complex. The coding region runs from base 11 to 1057 and encodes 348 amino acids. Gene Ontology annotation, molecular function: ATP hydrolysis activity; ATP binding. NCBI's taxonomy places the organism in Eukaryota, Metazoa, Chordata, Mammalia, Rodentia, Heteromyidae. Gene Ontology annotation, biological process: post-translational protein targeting to endoplasmic reticulum membrane. The transcript has 7 exons. The record is from RefSeq and is a predicted model, not a curated record.